Amyelois transitella is the source of this 727-nucleotide messenger RNA. RefSeq names its product ATP synthase subunit d, mitochondrial (gene ATPsynD). The record is from RefSeq and is a predicted model, not a curated record. Gene Ontology annotation, molecular function: proton transmembrane transporter activity. Bases 80 to 604 code for a protein of 174 amino acids. NCBI's taxonomy places the organism in Eukaryota, Metazoa, Arthropoda, Insecta, Lepidoptera, Pyralidae. Gene Ontology annotation, biological process: proton motive force-driven ATP synthesis. The transcript has 3 exons.
CAGUGACAUUACCUUAAAAUAUUGUCUAUCCACUCGCUGCGCCUUGGAGUCGUAGAACUGAGUUGUGAAUUUUAGAGAAAUGGCGAAAAGAAUCGCAACAAGUUCCGUAAACUGGUCUGCCUUGGCUGAAAGGGUCCCAGCCGAGCAGAGGGGCAGUCUAACAGCCUUCAAAACCAAGUCCGAUGCAUACCUGCGAAGGGUCAUGGCGAACCCCCCCGAACCGCCUAAGAUUAACUGGGCUCAGUAUAAACAGGUGGUACCUAUCCCUGGCAUGGUAGACACCUUCCAGAAACAAUACGAAGCAUUGAAAAUUCCCUACCCGGCAGACACCCAGACUUCUCAAGUGGAAGCGCAAUGGAAUGAAAUCAAGAAGCAGAUUGAGAGCUUCAUCCAAGCAUCAAAUGCUAAUAUCGCAAAGUACCAAAAGGAAAUCAAUGACACCAAGGCUCUCCUACCGUACGACCAGAUGACCAUGGAGGAUUACCGCGACGCUUACCCCAACGAAGCAUUGGACCCGAUCAACAGGCCUACCUUCUGGCCCCACACUCCGGAGGAUCAGCCAGAGAAUUGGAAAGAAGACCCCAAUGCGCCUGCAGCCCACUAAGCUAAAUCUAAAUCGAGCAUUUCCUUGAUACAAUGUUACUCGUAAUAUUUAUUCACCAGUUACAUCAAGGAAGGAUAGAUGAAUUCUGUUAAUAAUUAGGAGUAAAGUGAAAUAAAUAUUUAA